GUCUGUUUGACAUCUAUUAAACACUAAAAUUGUUUGCUGUGUAGUUAGGAAGUAAACUUAAGUUAUACUGUAGUCAGGACACUGUAUAAAUGGUUUAAACCUUUAAUUAGACGUUACUGGUGUUAUGAGCGGUCAAUCACUGUGUACAAUUCGCUAUCAUUAGCAACCAGUCCUCAUUUAUAACGUCAUAUUACCAUACGGUGUCAAUGCUGUUAUUAAAAUAGCAUGUAUUUCAGCAGCAGCUCAGUGUUUGUUGUUUUCUCCAGGAAGUGAACACGAAGGGAUUUUUUUGGCCCAUUGAAUGCUUGCGGAAGACCUCGCUGAAGCCGCUGCACCACAACAUUAGAGGCGCAUUUGACUGUCGAUUCUGACGCGACAGGAGUGUUUUAGCGACCGAGUGACUGAAGUAAACCGCGAAACCGCACCCUCCACACGUCAAAGUCACAGGCAAGAGAGAAGAAACUAAUAACGUUACCUUUAUGUUUUUAAAAGCAAAUCGCCUAUGGCAAAUCGGGAAAAGAACAAAAAGAUACUUCUAGAAUUGGUGAAGCUACCAGAGAAUAACUGCUGUGCUGACUGUGGAGCUGCAGAUCCAGAUUGGGCUUCAUGUAAGUUAGGAAUAUUUGUGUGUCUAACCUGCUCCGGAACUCAUCGCAAUCUUCCCACUAUAAGUCGUAUCAAGUCCAUUCGCUUAGACUUCUGGGAUGAUGAACUUGUGCAGUUUAUGAAAGCCAAUGGAAACUGCUCUGCCAAAAACUUCUAUGAGAAAUGCGUGCCUGUCUUUUAUUACAGGCCACAUCCACAUGAUUGCGAGGUCCUCAGAGAACAAUGGAUUCGAGCUAAAUAUGAAAGAAUGGAGUUUACAGAGGAAAAGACUGAAAGACCUUACACAGCAGAUGUUUAUGAGGGCAUGCUGUGGAAGAAAGGAAGAGAUAAUGGACAGUUCCUGGAGAGGAAGUUUGUUCUUUCAGUGCACGAUUUUACCCUGAAAUACUACAAGGAGGAUGAAUCGAAAGGGCCAAAGGCUACUAUUUAUGUAAAGAACCUGAAUGCAACCUUCCAGCCUGAGAAAAUUGGUCAUGCUCACGGCCUCCAGAUCACCUACUGUGUGGAAGAUCACACCCGAAACCUGUUUGUUUACCAUAAAAAUGGACAGGAGAUUGUCAACUGGUUUAAUGCAAUUAGAGCAGUUCGCCAUGCCUACUUGAAAACAGCCUUUCCAACUGCUAGUGAUGUAGAUAUAAUUCCAUGGAUCAGCAGAAAUUACCUCAAAGAAGGUUAUAUGGAGAAGACUGGUCCACUGCAGCGAGAGCCAUUCAAGAAAAGAUGGUUCAUCUUGGAUUCAAUGGACAGAAAACUACUCUAUUUUAAAACACAGCUGGAUGCCAUUGAGCUUGGGGUUGUUUUCAUUGGCUCAGAGAAUCAUGGCUAUUCAGUGAGGGAGUGUGUUCCUAAAGGCACAAGAGGCAACAAAUGGAAGUGCGGGGUAAUUGUGGAGACGCCGGACCGGCAGUUUGUCUUCAUGUGUGAACAGGAGCGUGAUCAAAGAGAGUGGGUGGAGGCCUUGAAAACCGUUAUCUCGAAACCCAUGAUGCCACAAGAUUACACCAGUAAGACUCCGAAGCCAAUAUCCGUAGACGAAAGUGAAUAUAAGACUGCAUGGGACAGUACGCUCAGAGGACACUGCUGGACUGUAUAUAGGGUCAAGCGUUUGAGUACCAGAGAUAUUUUAUUCAAAGGGAAGUUUGGAGGAAUGUGACUGCUUUUCUCUUUUUUGGUGCAUUUUGGGAUGUGAAACCAAAAUUGAAGUAGGUCAAGUGAGGACAGAUCCACUGGUUGAGUUUUCCGAAGGUAUGAAGGAAGAUCUACAAGGAGAGAUCCAGACACAAGCUUUGACUGAGGAGUCUUGUCUCUGUCUGGCGAGAGAGAACUGAACUAGACUCAUGUGACGUGUGAGUCCUCAUGCAGGAGCUAAGACACACAAUACAAGCUUAAAUAAGGAAUUACGUAUGUAUAGAAAUAGAACUGCAUGGGACUGAGUGUGACGAAGAGGGUACUUGUAGAACACCUGGGUUUUAUUUAACUGACAUUUCGGCUGUUUUUUUUACCCUGAUUUAUAACCACAUGAGUGACUGAAACUGAUUUUUAUAGGAUGCUCAAACUUAAAAAAAAUUUUUUUAUAUUAAAAUUGCAUAUUGCAUAAAUGUUUCCUAUUUCAAUGACGUAAAAUAAGUAUUGGUCACAACUUUUCUCAGAAAACAUUUGGCAAGGUGAAGUUUUCCCCACAUGUCAGUAACCUCAAAUGUAAUCCAUACAUGCAAAGAAAACUAGGAGAAUAAUUUUUUGUUUGUUAUGUGGAAUACAAUGAAAUUGCACAGGAAUAAAAUAUUAAACACACGAAGAAAGGGAGGUGUAAUAAGUCAUGGAAAGGCCAGGCAGCAGCUGAAAUCUUUCAGUAGUUAACAAUCAGCCCUGCCCCUCAUCAGUGUAUAUCAAUAUUAGCUGCUUCAGUCCAACAUCUAUAUUACCCUUAUGAUGAAGAGGAAACCAGCGUUGAUAUUUCAGCACGACAAUGAUUCUAAAACACAGCCAAUGAAACUCUACAGCUUUCAGAAAAAGAAAAUAAAGCAGCUAGAAUGGCCCAGCCAAUCACAGACUGGAAUCUGAUAUUACUUUAUUAAAAAUUAAUUUGUAUCAGUUCAUAGACAAGACUCAUAGAACAGUCAAGAUGUUUAGACUGCUGAUGUAUGGGGAAAAAACAACAUCUGAGCAAUGUAUGCAAUUCAUCUUGUAGCUUUCAUUACCAAAAAAGCAUUUUAUACAAAUUAUUAAAUACAUUUCAGCAAUUUGGUGCUUUCCUGUUAUUAUUUUAUAGUCAUUACACAUAGCAGAAUUUAUUAUAUGUAUAUAUUUAAAAUAAUAAAUAAAACCGUAAAAGACAUGUUUGCUCCAGACAUAUUUUAUUGUAAUUAAUGAUCUGCGAGCAGUUGAAAUCCAUAGACAAAUGACUAAAAAAUGCAGCUAUUCAAGAUAAUUCAAGACAAAAGAAUAAGAUACUUGCUUUUUAAACACAAUUAUCUUUCUUUAAAAUGAUCAGUCGCCAUGAGAAAAAAACCCAAACGUAUGAAAAAGCAUCAUACACGUCAAUAAACUAAUAAUAAAUUUGUUUUAAAAGUAUUGAUUUGAUGAACCUGCUAUUAAAAUAGGCAUUGGUGUCAUUAAAAAUUACUUCUGAAUGUUUAAAUAAUUAUUUGUGAUUUGCAUAUUUAUAACAACAAUUUUUUCAUAUAAUUCAUGACAUUGUGGUCAAAGUCCCUUUGCUGAAAGCUAUUAAUAGUCGUUCCACUACUAUAUAAAUCAGAGUCAGAUUCA
Molecule: messenger RNA, 3372 nt
Organism: Danio rerio (zebrafish)
Lineage: Eukaryota; Metazoa; Chordata; Actinopteri; Cypriniformes; Danionidae
Source: RefSeq, a predicted model, not a curated record